Dissoconium aciculare CBS 342.82 is the source of this 1603-nucleotide messenger RNA. Its product is annotated as LIP-domain-containing protein. Gene Ontology annotation, molecular function: triacylglycerol lipase activity. The record is from RefSeq and is a predicted model, not a curated record. The transcript is spliced from 5 exons. Bases 311 to 1555 code for a protein of 414 amino acids. NCBI's taxonomy places the organism in Eukaryota, Fungi, Ascomycota, Dothideomycetes, Mycosphaerellales, Dissoconiaceae. Gene Ontology annotation, biological process: lipid catabolic process.
CAAAAAGGCUUGUCCGAAGGGUGUUCCGCAUGAAAUUGUCGCCGCUCGCGUCGAAAUAUGCACCCAUGAUCAUCUUUCCCAACAACACUUGUACACCAUCAUUCGUGCUUGGCAUCUGCGCGCUUCAGGCAGGUUUGCCAUCAAUCCGUACAAGCAUCCAACCUCCUCCGAUGGUUUGGCUGAAAAGUGCCUUCUGUAAAGAAGUGAUCGAAUCCGUUGUUGCCAGCUCGAAUUUCUUCCGGCAUAUCUUCUUUUCCCUCGACCUGCAAGGCCUAUAUACAGAAUCUUCAUUCCUCACAAAAUCUGCACCAUGUUGCUCAGCAAGAUCGGACUUCUUGUUAUCGGUCUGGCAGCAGCUGCUGUGGACGCUCUGCUCCCUCUCAAGCCUUCCGUAGAUUCGUUCUAUCAGCCGCAGCCAGGCUUCGAACGCCUCGCUCCAGGAACGAUUCUCAAGUCUCGGACCAUCGCCCCAGCUCUUCUGGGCUUGGCGCCUUUGCCCCUUCAAGGUUGGCAGCUUUUGUACUGCACCACCGCUCUCAAUGGCACGCCAAUUGCGACGGUGACAACCAUCUUCAAAAACCCGCUCGUUCCUGUGAUUACAGGCCGUUUCAUCUCCGUCCAGGCUCCAGAGGAUAGCUCGUUUGUCGACUGUGCGCCUUCGUACAACUACCAGCUGCUGGCCGAGCAGAAUAAUAUCCUCAUCGCCCUUGAUGCGCUGAGCUUCCAGUCCUACCUCGGACAGGGCUACAUCGUCUCCAGUCCUGACUAUGAGUCCUUCGACGCCGCGUUCGGCGCCGGCCGCCUCGCAGGUCGAGGAGUUCUCGACAGCAUGCGCGCCGUAAACAACUUCGCAUCUACCUUAGGACUCCAAAGCUCCAACAAUAGCAUUGUUGGAAUCGGAUACAGUGGAGGUGCUUUCGCUACGAGCUGGGCCGCCUCUCUUCAAACAGCUUACGCACCCGAGUUGAAGAUCAAGGGCUGGAGUUCGGGCGGUAUUCCUGCCAACCUCACCGGAACUGCACUCUUCCUCGACAACGCGACCGCAUCGGGCUUCAUUCCUGCUGUCCUUACCGGCCUCGCCAAGCCUAAUGCCUACGGUACCCUGCUGCGCCAGUUCCUUGACCGCAUCGCCACGCCUGCCGGUCGCGCCGUCUUGGACUUCACUCUCAGGAAUUGCGCGCCCGCCGAUCUGCUCAAUUUCUACAAAAAGUCCGUCAUCAGCAAGAACUUCCAAAUCCUUGGCGACCGUCUCUACUACACACCUCCCCUAUCAACCAUCCUCACUGACAACAUCCUCGGCCUCGAACCCGCUGAGGUACCCACCGCACCCGUGAACCUCUACCACGGGGUUUUGGACGAGGUCGUCCCUUACGCCAACGUCCCGACCCUGUUCAACAACUGGUGCCGCCAGGGCGGAAACGUUCGCUUCACGAGCUAUGCGCAGCUCAAUCACGGCGAUACUGGAUUGAAUGCCCGGGGUAUGGUGAGCCAAUUUGUUGAGCAGGCGUUUGCGGACCAGGUGCCGCCCGGGUGCAGCUCGAUUGUGGUGCAAUAGACUGGGACGGGAGCUACAUGGGUGUGUGCGUGUGCGUGGGCAGCAUGU